AUGAUAGAAGAUGAGUGUAUGGUGAAGGAAGCAGUGUUCAAUCGUGAAAUCAAGGCAUUAUUGCAAAUUCGGCAUCGAAACAUCAUAAAAUUAUUUGGGUAUUGUUGCUCUAGUCAAGGAAAGUUCCUUAUCUAUGAAUAUAUGGAUAGAGGAGACUUAGCAAAAACACUGAGGGCCAAUGGAAGGGCAGUCGAGUUGGACUGGGGAAGGCGGACACAUAUUGUGUUAGGCGUGGUCCAUGCUUUGGCAUACAUGCAUCAUGAUUGUUCGCCACCAAUAGUCCAUGGAGAUAUAACAAGCAAAAAUAUUUUGCUUGAUCUGGAAUUUAGAGCAUGCAUCUCUGACUUUGGCACGACUAAAAUUCUUUGUGGUCAAAAUCUCACAAGGCUUGCUGGAACGAAAGGCUAUAUUGCCCCAGAGCUAGCAUAUAUAGAUCAUGUGACGGAGAAAUGUGAUGUAUAUAGCUUUGGAGUGCUUGUUCUAGAGAUAUUUAUGGGAUCCAAUCCAGGCGAUUCGCUCUCAUCUCUCUCCUUGGGCACCAAGAAUAAUGAUGUGUGUCUGCAGGAUCUGCUGGACUCGAGGCUUGUGCUCCCAGAUGUUGAAACCGCUAAAGAAAUAUAUUGCAUGCUCACUGUUGCAGUCUAG
Triticum turgidum subsp. durum (durum wheat) is the source of this 645-nucleotide messenger RNA. The record is from the annotation of a GenBank genome assembly. Lineage: Eukaryota; Viridiplantae; Streptophyta; Magnoliopsida; Poales; Poaceae.